UUACCCCAAUCCGUAACAAAUUUCACAAAUCCCUUCCUAUAUAAACACCCCAUUGUAUUCAGUGCCGAAAAUAUCUUCAAUCUCUUAUCGCUCUCUUUCCCCAAUUCGAUCAUGGCCUCUUCUGAUGUUGAAUACCGAUGCUUCGUCGGCGGUCUUGCCUGGGCCACUGACAGCGACGCCCUUGCCAAAGCCUUUUCGUCCUACGGCGAAAUCACUGAUUCCAAGGUUAUUAAUGAUCGUGAAAGUGGAAGAUCAAGAGGAUUUGGAUUUGUGACUUUUGCUACCGAGAAAUCGAUGAGAGAUGCAAUUGAAGGGAUGAACGGUCAAGAUAUUGAUGGCCGUAAUAUUACUGUGAAUGAAGCUCAGUCCCGUAGUAGAGGCGGUGGAGGAGGUGGUGGUGGAUAUGGUGGAGGUGGCGGUGGUGGAUAUGGAGGAGGUGGCGGUGGAUAUGGCGGUGGUGGCCGUCGUGAAGGUGGAUACAACAGAAGCAGUGGUGGUGGAGGUUAUGGUAGUGGAGGAGGAGGUGGUUAUGGUGGAGGAAGGGAUCGUGGAUAUGGUGGUGGCGGUGAUCGUGGUUAUGGUGGUGGAGGUGGUGAUAGGGGAUAUGGUGGUGGUGGUGAUCGUGGAUAUGGUGGAGGUGGCUACUCACGCGGUGGAGGUGGUGGUGGAAGCGGUGGAAACUGGAGGGAUAGGGAUUAGUUAAUGAUUUCUUAGCUUUUGGAUUUAUGGUUAUGAUUUCUUACGUGUUACUUUAGUUGGUUGAAUCUAUAGGUUUAAUUGCUAUGUUUUCUGUUAUGGUUACGAUUAUGUUUAUGGAUUUUAGUGUUCGUGUUACUCGUUUUUGUUCUUCUGAAUCUGAUUGUUACGUAUGAACGAUCAAUUGAAAGAAUAAUGAGAAAUUGAGUACAACAAUUUUUUACAUA
Trifolium pratense (red clover) is the source of this 923-nucleotide messenger RNA. Its product is annotated as glycine-rich RNA-binding, abscisic acid-inducible protein-like. Bases 112 to 699 code for a protein of 195 amino acids. NCBI's taxonomy places the organism in Eukaryota, Viridiplantae, Streptophyta, Magnoliopsida, Fabales, Fabaceae. The record is from RefSeq and is a predicted model, not a curated record. The transcript is spliced from 2 exons. Gene Ontology annotation, molecular function: RNA binding.